Myiozetetes cayanensis is the source of this 4230-nucleotide messenger RNA. It is a transcript of the gene IQSEC2, whose product is annotated as IQ motif and Sec7 domain ArfGEF 2. Gene Ontology annotation, molecular function: protein binding; guanyl-nucleotide exchange factor activity. The record is from RefSeq and is a predicted model, not a curated record. Gene Ontology annotation, biological process: actin cytoskeleton organization; regulation of ARF protein signal transduction. NCBI's taxonomy places the organism in Eukaryota, Metazoa, Chordata, Aves, Passeriformes, Tyrannidae.
AUGGAGGCACUGGGGAGCGGCAGAACCCCAGGGGUUCGGACCCCCGACCGGGCUGUCGAGUACCUGCUGGAGCUGAACCGGAUUAUCGCGACACAACGACACCUCUUGGCCUCGCAGCGCCGCCGCAUCUCGCAGCUCGAGGGGCAACUGCAGCGCUUGGCCCGAGAGAACCGGCACCUCCGGCAGCGCGGGAGGCGCAGGGGCCCCCGGCACCAGGUCCGGGGCAGCGGAGGGGGCAGGGGGGCGCCCAUCCAGCCCCGGUGCCACCCCCGUGUUGUCCCCCCCCCUCAGGGCCACGCGGACCCCGACGGUCAAUACCAGAACCACCUGGAGCCGGAGGGGCCGUACGGGGACCCCGACCUUCCCUACGCGCCCCGUCCGGAGCGGGAGCGGGACCUGCCCUACCCCGACCCCGACGGGACCUUCCCGGCCCACCUGGAGCGGGACGGGACGUACCCGGAGCACCUGGAGCACGACGGGGCGUACCCGGAGCACGACGGGACCUUCCCGGCGCGGCCGGAGCGGGACCGGCCCUACGCGGCCCACCUGGAGCGGGACGGGCAGUACGAGCCCCUGACGGAGCGCGAGGGGCCCUUCCCGGCCCGGCCCGAGCACGACCGGCCCUACCCGGGCCGCAAGGACCGCGAGCGGCCCUACCUGGGCCGCGCCGAGCGCGACGGGCCCUACGCGGCCCGGCUGGAGCAGGAGGGGCAGUUCCACGGCUGCCUGGAGCGGGACCUCCAGUACCAGCCCCACCUGGAGCGGGACGGGCAGUACCCGGGCAGGAUGGACCGCGAGGGGCCCUACCCCGGCAGGAUGGAGCAGGACGGGCAGUACCCGCCCCGUAUGGACCGCGAGGGGCCCUACCCCGGCAGGAUGGAGCAGGACGGGCAGUACCCGCCCCACACGGACCGCGAGGGGCCCUAUCCCGGCAGGAUGGACCGGGAAGGGCCGUACCCGGGGCGGCUGGAGCAGGACGGGCAGUACCCGCCCCGUAUGGACCGGGAGGGGCCCUACCCCGGCAGGAUGGACCAGGAGGGGUCGUAUCCGGGCCGGCUGGAGCGGGAGGGGCCGUUCCGGGCCCGGGAGGGGCCCUACGGGGCCUGUAUGGACCGGGAGCGCUGGGAGCGAGAGUGGCCGCGGGGGCCCCUCAGCCGAGGCCCCUCCAGGAGCUCCAGCCCCGGGGGGGGGCAAAGCACGAGCGCCAGCACCAGCCCCGCCACCACCCUGCAGCGCAAGUCGGACCGUGACAGCUCGAGGACAGUGAGGUGCCUCCCGCAGGUGCUUUUGGCUGCUCCAACCUCCCCCUGCCCGCAGCGUGGACGGCGAGCCCCGGGCAGCGAGGGGGCCGGCGUGGCCUGGCCCCGGCUGCCCCCCCAGCCCGCCAGCGUGGCCCUGCGCAAGCAGGAGGAGGAGGAGGAGAGCAAGAGGCCGAAGGCUCUGAGCGACAGCUACGAGCUCUCCACCGACCUGCAGGACAAGAAGGUGGAGAUGCUGGAGCGCAAGUACGGGGGUUAUUUCCGCUCGCGGCGCGCGGCGCGGACGAUCCAGGCGGCGUUCCGGCGGUACCGGAUGGCGCAGAAGUUCGAGCGGCUGCGCAGCGAGGGCGGCCGUGCCCGGCGCCUGGCGCUGCCCGGGCUGCGCCUGCAGUUCUCCUUCGAGGAGUACGGCCAGGGCCCUGCGCCCGCCGGGCCUCCCGCCCCCGCCCCCUACUUCCAGGGCAAACCCGCCUCGCUGGACGAGGGCGUCCUGGGGGGCGCCGCGCCCCCGAUACGGGGGUCCUGCCGGGCCGGCCUGGACGGAGGGGGGCCCAGCGAAGGGGGGGCCCUCUCGGCGUCGGCCGAUUUUGGGCCCGGAGGAGCCGACCUGGAGGAGGCCUUUGCGCAGCAGGUGAAGUCCUUGGCCGCCUCCAUCGACGAGGCUCUGGGGGGCGGGGUCCCCCCCGGAGCCCCGGCCCCCCCCGCGGGGGACAGCGCGGCCACCUCUGCCAGCGACGUCACCCUGUACCUGGACGAGGGGCUCCCCAGCUCCCCCACUCCCCGAGCGGCCCCCCAGCCCCGAGCCCCCGAAACCGGGGACCCCUCCCCGUGCCGGGGCGGGGGCCGGGGAGCCACCCUUGCUGACGGUGGAACCCCCAGCGACAGCUCCGCCGACCUGAGCGACCGCUCCGACCGCGGCUCCAUCAACCGGGGGGGCCCCUACGAGCCCGACGGGGCCUGCGCCGCCCCCGCCACCCCGCCGCCCCACGGCCCCCGCAGCCCCCCUGGCCCCGCCGGCCCCGGCAAGGCCACGUACCAGCAGGAGCCGCGGCAGAGCUGGGACUCGCCCGCCCUCAACAACGGCGUGGUGCAGCGGCGCCAGUACCGCAUCGGCCUCAACCUCUUCAACAAGAAGCCGGAGAAGGGGAUCCAGUACCUGAUCGAGAGGGGGUUCCUGUCCGACACCCCCGUGGGCGUCGCCCACUUCAUCCUGCAGCGGAAGGGGCUGAGCCGGCAGAUGAUCGGGGAGUUCCUGGGCAACCGCCAGAAGCAGUUCAACCGCGACGUCCUCGACUGCGUGGUGGACGAGAUGGAUUUCUCCGGGAUGGAGCUGGACGAGGCCCUUCGGAAAUUCCAGUCCCACAUCCGGGUGCAGGGGGAGGCGCAGAAGGUCGAGCGCCUGAUCGAGGCCUUCAGCCAGCGCUACUGCGUGUGUAACGCGGCCCUGCUGCGCCAGUUCCGCAACCCCGACACCAUCUUCAUCCUGGCCUUCGCCAUCAUCCUCCUCAACACCGACAUGUACAGCCCCAGCGUCAAGGCCGAGCGCAAGAUGAAGCUGGAGGACUUCAUCAAGAACCUGCGAGGGGUGGACAACGGCGAGGACAUCCCCCGGGACAUGCUGGUGGGCAUCUACCAGCGCAUCCAGAGCCGGGAGCUGCGCACCAACGACGACCACGUGUCCCAGGUCCAGGCCGUCGAGCGCAUGAUCGUCGGCAAGAAACCAGUGCUGUCCCUGCCCCACCGGCGCCUGGUUUGCUGCUGCCAACUCUACGAGGUGCCCGACCCCAACCGGCCCCAGCGCCUGGGGCUGCACCAGCGCGAGGUUUUCCUCUUCAACGACCUGCUGGUGGUGACGAAGAUCUUCCAGAAGAAGAAGAUCCUGGUGACCUACAGCUUCCGGCAGAGCUUCCCGCUCGUGGAGAUGCACAUGCAGCUCUUCCAGAACGCCUAUUACCAGUUUGGGAUCAAGCUGCUGUCGGCGGCGCCGGGGGGGGAGCGGAAGGUGCUCAUCGUGUUCAACGCCCCGAGCCCCCAGGACCGGCUGCGCUUCGCCAGCGACCUCCGCGAGUCCGUGGCUGAAGUGCAGGAGAUGGAGAAGUACCGGGUGGAGGCCGAGUUGGAGAAGCAGAAGGGGUGGCGGGGGCACGAGGGGGCCCCCGGGAGCCCUGAACGGGCUGAGCCGGAGCAGCCUCGAGGAGGCCUUUGGGGGGGCAGAGGGCUCAAACGCAGCGCCCUGAGCAGCUCCCUCAGGGACCUCUCGGACAGCGGCAAACGGGGCCGCCGGAACAGCGUGGGGUCCCUGGACAGCACCAUCGAGGGCUCCAUCAUCAGCAGCCCCCGCCCGCAGGCGCGGGGGGCUCCGGGGGGCACGGGGGCGCCCCCCGAGGGGUACAAAGCCUCCCCCCGGCCCGUCUCCAACUCCUCGUCCUUCCUGGGGUCGCUGUUCGGGAGCCGCCGGGGCAAAGGCCCCCCCGGCCCCCCCCCCGGCGCGGGGGGUCCCACGUCAGCCUCGGCCUCGUCGUCGUCGGCGUCGUCGUCCCACCAUCACCACCCCCGCGGCCCCCGAGGGCCCCUCAAGCUGCAGGCCCUGCACGCCCAGUACUGCCAUGGGCCCGGGGAGCCGGGGGGCCGGGGGCCGGGCCCGCCGCCCCCUCCCCGUACCCGCAGCAGCCGCCCCCAGCCGCCCCGCGCCCCCGCCGCUCCCCGCCAUCGCCGCCGGGGCCCCCGCGCUUCCACGGGGGCCCGCCCUGUCGGCCCCCAGCAGCACGGCCCCCGGCAGAGUUCCCCACACCCCCAUUACACCCUCCACCGGCCCGGCAAAGGGGGCUCCCCAGCGCCCCCGCCAGCCGCUGUCCCCCUCCCCUCUGCAGCCCCGCCCCCGCCCGCAGGCUGUCCACAGCCCGCGGCCGCCGGACGCGCAUGCGCCGUGCGGCCCUUUAAACGUGCCCAGCGAGUGCCGGCGCUGCGCUGA